CAGAUACUAAUAUGGAAUAUAAUAAAGAUGAGCUAGAGGCUCCCAAGUGGCUUGACAAACAAUUUUUCACUAAGGUUCUUCAAAGAAAUGGAGAAGAGAAAGAUUUCAGUGUGCUGAAAAUUAAAUUAUCGCCAGCCAGUGUACAGGGUGAUCACUAUGCUAGUGUUAUGUUUCGAGCAUUGAUAGAAUAUCAAGUUGGCCAGAAGAAGCAAUCAAUAGCUUUAAUUAUUAAGACAAUGCCUGAAGAAGAGGGCGUAAAAAAAGAAUUUCUCGGUGAAGAGUCGAAAAUUUUUCAAACCGAAAUUGCCAUGUACACUAAAGUUUUACCCAAAUUUGAGAAAAUUCUUCAAGAAUCUGGAGAGGAUACAAUUCUUAGUGCUAAAUGCUUGUAUCAUAGCUUAACACCACGAAAAGUAAUCGUACUUGAGGAUCUCCUGCCACUGGGAUUUGAGGUAGUGCGUUAUAGGGACUUCAGUCAAGACGAAUUACAGGCUGCUCUGUCCAAAUUGGCCAAAUGGCAUGCUGUCAGUUACAAAAUUCUACAAGAAGAACCCGAAACACUGGACGAAUUGCGUUACGAUAUAACGAAUACAAUACCCAACUUUUUGGAGCAGGAUUUCGUAACUGAUGGUCUUACCAAUUUCAUAAAUAUGCUGGAUUCUAUUGACAGUUUGAAGAAAUACAAAAAAUACUUUGAGAAAAUGCAAGGAAAUUUAGUUCAGCACUGGGUCAAUAUUAUACAAGAAUAUCGGGCAAAUUUCCAAUCGGCUAACUAUUAUGUCCUAUGUCAUGGAGAUUUUCAUCGAAAAAAUAUGAUGUUCAAGAACAAUAAGGCAACAGGAGAAAUAGAGGCUUGUAUGCUGAUUGACUUUCAGUUAUCCUAUCUUGGGCCCAUGACCAAUGAUAUCAUCUAUGCCAUAUAUAUGUUAUUUGAAGCCGAGCAUCGUAAAGACAAACAAGAUGAAUUGAUAUACUUUUACUUCAAAGUGCUGGAAGAGACACUAAAUAAGAUUGAAUUUCAGGGAAAAAUGCCAAAUUUGUUGGAAUAUCGUCGUCAACUUUUCCAAAAUAAAUACAAUGAUUUCUUUUUGAUGACCACUUUUAUGCCUGCCAUUAUAGCCAUGCACAAGGAAUAUGUGGAUUUUGGUGAUCUCAGUGUAAAUCCCAAAAAACGUACUGAAUUGUACUAUAAGAAAGAUUACCAAGAAGAAAUUAAAAUUCUCCUGCCACGCAUGCUGCAUCUAGGAUACUUUGAAGAACUCGAAAAUUAAGAAAACAACUAACAAACAGAACAAGACUUACUUUAAAGACUUAAAUUUAAACAUAAAAUCAAGUUA
Messenger RNA from Drosophila willistoni, 1337 nucleotides. RefSeq lists its product as uncharacterized. The record is from RefSeq and is a predicted model, not a curated record. Lineage: Eukaryota; Metazoa; Arthropoda; Insecta; Diptera; Drosophilidae. Bases 12 to 1271 code for a protein of 419 amino acids. The transcript is spliced from 2 exons.